AUAUUUUAAAAGUUUGUCAGUAUUUUUUUUAAAUUUUGAUAAAUUAUUAAAAUUAUUUACCAAGCAUUUCAUAUUCCUUCACCCACUUCAGUCUGCCGAAUUUCGAAUUGGAAUUAUUGGGUUUUUUAUGAGUUAUAUAAGAGAAUUUAAUAUUAUAUAAUUUAAAAUUUAUACAGGAAAGGCGCAGAUAAGAAUUGAGUAAUAUAGAAUGAAGGCAACUGGUGUACCAAGAUGGCGUCCGAGUCAGGCCAUUAUUCAUAAUGGGUAAUUGCUGUACCGAUAACCAUUUGAAUUCGGCUGGAGCAUUAUUAGACGAAAUUGUUAGCCAACCGGAUUGUGGAUUAGAUAAUCGCCUUUAUAAAUUGAUCGAUUAUCAAAAAGGUGGUAAAUUAGUCGAUGCUUACGAAAGAGGUGGAAGCAAAGAAGUCGAAUGUUUGGCUAAGAAAGAACUUAAAGAGUACAUGUGCGAAGACGGAGAAGGAAUGAAUCUUACUUACGAAUACUAUAAUAAAUGGAAACAUUUAAAUGACGAUUGCCAGGCCGUGAUUCAGAUGGAAGAAACAUUCAACUCGAAUUGUCAAGUGCCAAAAUUUACAGAGCACCAAAUCUGUUGGAAGUUAGAAUACAGAGGACUUCUCGGAGAAUCGAUUCUUCACGUUCUUAUAUUAUGCAAUUCCAAGAUUCAUACAAGAAUUGCUAAAGUGCUCCUUCGUCUUUACCCGCAUCUUGCAUGGGAUAUUAUAGAAGGAGAGGAAUAUUUUGGGGCCAGCGCUUUACACCUCGCAAUAGCGUAUCAUAAUACGGACAUAGUGAAACAAGUGGUGGAAUGUGGUGCUAAUGUUAAUCAGCGUGCAACCGGCCGAUUUUUUCUUCCUCACGAUCAGCAAAACGUUUCCGCUAAGAAACAAACAAAUUUUAUUGGUUUAUGCUAUUUGGGAGAAUAUCCUUUGGCAUGGGCGGCGUGUUGCGAUAACGAGCCCGCUUAUAAUCUGUUGCUGGCCCGCGGUGGUGAUCCAAAUAUGCAAGAUUCGUUCGGAAACAUGAUCUUGCACAUGGUCGUCAUUAGAGAUAAAUUAAAAAUGUAUGGAUACGCAUUAAGACACCCGCAGAAACCGGCAAAAGAUUGUAUUCUCAAUAAUUACGGCCUUACUCCGUUAACAUUAGCGUGUAAAUUGGGAAGGAACAAAAUAUUUCGAGAAAUGUUAGAUCUUAGCGCAAUCGAAUUUUGGAGGUAUACAAAUAUCACUUGUUCUGGCUAUCCAUUAAAUGCUUUAGAUACGAUUCUGCCAAAUGGUAAAACAAAUUGGAAUUCGGCAUUAAUGAUUAUUUUAGAUGGUCAAACAAAUGAACAUUUAGACAUGUUGGACGGAGGAGUGAUACAAAGAUUACUGGAAGAAAAAUGGAAAACCUUUGCUCGACAACAUUUCCUUAAAAGGCUCGUUUUCAUAUUCCUUCAUUUGAUCACUCUGGGCAUUGCUGUUUUUUUAAGACCUCAUUCUGAUCAGCCUUUGAUUGGAACUACCGACGUGUGGUCAAUUUGUAGGUAUUGUUUCGAAAUUAUAUCGUGCCUCGGUUGUGUGAUUUUCGUUAUAUUUCAACAAGGACAAGAAAUACUAGCGCAAGGAAUAAUGGGCUUCCUGUUCAGCUUGACCAACCCUUCCAAAGCUGUAUUUAUUGUUUCCAAUAUCCUCAUCCUCGCGUGUAUUCCUUGUCGUAUAUUAGAAGAACGGUAUAUAGAGGAUUGUUUUCUGUCGAUUGCGCUGCCUGGAACAUGGUUUUUCCUUAUUUUCUUUGCGGGAGCAAUGCGGUUAACAGGACCAUUUAUAACGAUGAUUUACAGCAUGUUAGUGGGAGAUAUGUUUCGUUUCAGUAUUAUAUACGUCAUCUUUUUGCUUGGAUUUACGCAAGCCUUCUUUUUCUUAUUCAAGUCGUCGAAAAACGAAAGAUUUGAAUCAUUUCCUCAAACGUGGAUGUCACUUUUUCAUAUGACUCUCGGAUUUUACGAAUACGGCGAUUUAGGGCAAACUUAUUAUCACAUGAUGACGAGAUUAGUAUUUGUAUCGUUUAUGGUUAUCAUGCCCAUUCUUUUAUUGAAUAUGCUGAUCGCCAUGAUGGGUAAUACUUAUUGUAAAGUGAUCAUUCAAUCCGAGAGAGAAUGGAUGAGACAGUGGGCUAAAAUCGUAGUGGCUUUAGAACGUGCCAUCGAUCAAAAGCGAGCUAAGGAAUUCUUGGAAAGUUAUUCGAUAAGCUUGGAUUCUGGAAACGACAGUACUAUGGAGCAGAGGGCCGUUAUGGUUAUUAAAAGUAAAGCUAAAACGAAAGCCAAGCAAAGAAAGGGCGCUCUAAUGAAUUGGAAGAGAAUAGGAAAGAAAAUCGUACAAGAAAUUAGGCAGUGCGGCGGAACAGCAGACGGUGUUCAUCAGAAAUUCCACACUCAAGCUAAUCUCCUAGCUCCAAAGUUCCAUUACGCAAUACGAAGUGACGAAUCAGAAAACGAAGCCGUCGGAACUCCCAUUGUGAAAGACGGACUAGGCGACGCCUUGCAUCAAUUAGUAUUUGCUCACGACUUAGAUAUUAGUUUAAGUGCCGCAACGCCACCUCCGUCUUCACCAUCGAGACUCGAAACUAAUGCGAGUGAAGAAGCGGAUAAACCCACUUUAGAUAAUGGAAAUGGUAAAGAUAACGAAGCAUUUGUGAAUGAUGUAAAAGACGAAAUCAUCGAAGACAAGUCUCGAGUCCUCAUUGCAGAUUUAACAAAUUCAGAAUUUAACACUGCAGUGUGUGAUUUUAAAAUGGAAAUUGCCAAAAAAGACUUAGCAAAAAUUAAAUUAAAAAAGCACCAUCAAAGGAAACUCCUUCUUCAUAGAACGAAAAUCGGAAUCAUCGAAGAAGACGUCGAAGAAGAAUCUAGAAUUCAAAAUGCAGAAAACACGGAGCUUCGAGUACUUUCUGACGUGAAACCGAAAAGGAAAUUAACGUCAGCUUUCAGAAGAAGCUUGAAGAACAGGCGUAGGAAACAAGUGGAAUACGGUAGCAGCGAUACGGACAGUUUGCAAAAUAACUUAACGGAAAAUCAUAUUACUAAACAUAAAAGAAAAUGUCGCAAGCAUAAGUGUCAGAAAUCAUUAAAAUCUGAAAUGGUAACGAGAAAUAUUACAGAAAACCACACCCAAGUAAAGGCCGAUCUUGCACCUUGGAGUACAGAAAACGUGGUAGCCAUGACGUCCAUCGUUCAUUGGGACGACGAGCUUCAAAUGUUUUAAAUAUUUUUAUAGAAAAUAUCUUCUUUUAUAACGUUUAUUUUAUACUUAGUAUAACUUUCAUUUAUAAUUCUUAAUAGUGAAAUUAUUAAGAAAUUAUCGGAAUGUAUUGUAUAUACAAGGUGGUCCAAAAUUCAGUUACCCACUGUUUUAUGCAAAUACUGAAGAUGAUUAACUGAUUUUUGAUCCAACUUGUAUAUAAAUGUGUACAUACAUAAAAUGUCGAGUGAGAUGUUCAAACUUCCUUGAAUUAAACUGCCAAAGAACCAUAAUUACAAGUGCAAGUCGUAUUUUGAUUUUGAUCGACAUCUUUCAAUAUAAACACUGCUCAAAACUUAAUUCUCAUUACAAAUUACAAAGAUAUCAAUUAUGUGUCUAGGCUUUCAAGUGUUCACCAUUCAAUCAUUUAUUUUUACCGAUUUUAUAUGUUUUGAAGAAAUAUGAGCGAAUAAUACAGUGCCUUCUCUCGUGAUUUACAAUUAAGCAAUAUUAUACAAUUUUCAUAAUAAAUAUAUAAGACAAUGUGAAAUUGAAUGCAAAGUUGAAAAUUCUAAAAUUUAUAGUUUAAUGCAAUGUUCAAGGAUCUGCCAAGAUCUCGGCACACAUUCAACGUUGAGUAGGAUAUACGUGCGGGUUCCAAAGUUAAUUGUAACGUUGGAUAUCUGAGGAACUAGCGGAGACUCGAUUGCAGUAUUGAAGAUUUGCCAGGACCUGUAAAUCAAAUGCAAAGUAGAAUGCAAUUUGAGGAUUUGAAAGUUGAGGAUCCGAAAACAGAAGUAAAGGGUAAAACCCUAGAACGGGUGAAAAGGAUACAAUGUUCGAAAUUGUUUAGAUCAUCAGCGAAACAAACAACUAAAUCCAAGUAUUUUUUACGUUUAAUGUAAUUUUUAAUUUAAUAAAAGCUCAAAUCGUGGGAACAAAACUUAAAACUCUAACAAUAAAACGUUAUAUUAC
This is a messenger RNA of Centruroides sculpturatus (bark scorpion), 4214 nucleotides long. Its product is annotated as transient receptor potential cation channel subfamily V member 6-like. Gene Ontology annotation, biological process: calcium ion import across plasma membrane. Gene Ontology annotation, cellular component: membrane. Bases 261 to 3263 code for a protein of 1000 amino acids. Gene Ontology annotation, molecular function: calcium channel activity; protein binding. The transcript is spliced from 15 exons. The record is from RefSeq and is a predicted model, not a curated record. NCBI's taxonomy places the organism in Eukaryota, Metazoa, Arthropoda, Arachnida, Scorpiones, Buthidae.